ACCUCGACUACCGCAUAUGUCCUUUCACGCUUGGACAAUCCAGUCUAUGCACGAUGUACCCGCUUCAAGCUAUACACAAUUGCACAGAAAGGAAACGUCGACGCGAAGAUGUCGAUAGCCCAGAUGUACCGCCAGCAAAGCGACAUCACCAGCGACAUCUGACGGCCACACCAUCGAAGCGUAAGGCGCGUCUCUCGACGAAGCCAGCCCUCUCGACUCAGAGACGCUAUUCUCUGAGGACUACCGCAGAGCGGGCACGAAGGAAUGUCACACAAAAUCUAGCUCAUAUCCCAGUUACACCGGCUCCCCUUCCCAUUCCAACCCCAGUUCCCGCCCCAAUCCUUCCGACAACCCGCAUCCUCACCAAACGUCCACGCAACGCUGUGGAAGCCGAUAUCUGUGAAGAGCCACCAGCAAAGCGUCACCACCAGCGACAUCUCACAUCCCCACCACCGAAACGUAAGGCCCGUUCAUCGACAAGGGCGACCGCCCCUACCCAGAGCCGUUAUUCGCUCAGAACCACCGCGGAUCGUGUUCGAAGGAAUACUGCAGCAACUUUGGCUCACAACUCGACUGUCGUACCUCCCAUUCCUGCUCCAACCCCAGCUCAGACCCCAAUCGUCUCUCCGCCCCCCGUCCUCGCGAAGCGUCGACGCCUCACUGUCGACGACGAUUUCGACGUCGAUGUCUCCGAAGAACCCCAUGCAAAGCGUUAUCGGCUGGCACCGUCACCUUCGAAGCCCACGAGCGAUUCGUCAACUAAGCCAGCCAUUGCCAUUCAGAGCCGUUACUUUCUUAGGAUGACUGCAGAUCGCAUUCGAAGGAACAUCUCAGCAACCCCUCCUCACAUUCCAGCUGCCUCCCCUCGCAUUCCCGUACAACUCCCCCCCCGCGGAUCAUCGCCCACCCCGGAAUUCGUCACGAUUCCUGCCUCAACUUUUGUCAACGCUCCGGUUCCUCCUUCCGCUCGCACCUCCGAUCGCGUCCAAGCUCGCCGUAUCCCCAUCCAAGUUUCCAAUACCGCCGCAACUCCCCUUCCUUCUCAUCCGUUGGCUAAUAUUCCCACUCGUCCUCCCAUUGACAUCUCGGCUACCAGUGCUACCUCAGGGCACACGCAUGUUCCCUGGGAAGAAGUUCCUGAACGCGAACGAACUCGUCUGUCUGCAAUGUGGGACAAAGUAAUCAUUCGGGCGUUGGGCGGAUACUCCAUGUUCGAACUGGGAGGCCUGAAUACCUAUGCCCGAGCGCUGGGUUUGUCGUCUUGCGAUAAGCCCGAUGAUCUCGUUACGCACGCCGUGCUUGUCAAAUAUCCAGAGCUCGUGGACAUCGUCUGGGAAUUUCGGGAUGACUUUACCAAACUCUAUAAGUAUUGUAACCAUCGUGAGUGCGCAUUCUUCAAUGCCCUCGAUGCACCGAUUGACGCGGCCUUAGCCGAAAUAGAACCUCUGUUCAUGAGCUAUCGCUUGCCUUAUUUCUAUGAUUAUUUCGAUCCUUUCUCAGUCGAUAAUCUUGCUGUGGCCCUGGGGGACAGGUGGGAACCUGUGGCAGACACCUUUGAGGACCGAAAACCUUAUAAGACCGUGGAUCCCGAACCACAGACAUUAACGCUUGUAACAGGUGUUGGCACACACUGGGGUUUCUAUUUCGCAUAUUCACCGAAUAAAACAGCGGAAGAAGUUUGCAAGAGUAAUUUGUCCCAAGACCUCCUCCUUGCCACCCAAGAGCUCGGUGCUACCGUUGACACUGCGAUACUCAGUCCUGAAGCCAUAUCACGUCGUACUGCUGCAGCGGAGUGCUGCUUCUACACCCUCUAUCUCACCCGCAUCAUCGUACUUUCCAGAUUUUUGGAAUUUCUUCCCAAAGACCUACCGGAUGGCUAUCACCAUGCAUGCUGGGCUGUCUUUCAACGGAACCCACCUCGGACAUCGGAGGGUGAUGAUGUUUUCUCCGUGGUCUACCGACAUGUCGCGAGGGCUCGAGGUUCCAUUGCAGAGCUAAAGCGGACGGCUGAAACCCGUUUCGAAACUUUGGUUGAGAGGAACAAGUGUCUGUUCUUGGAGCUACAUGAAUAUGGCUGCUAUCCCCCGAGAUUUCCAUUCUACCUUGCAGUCGACGAAGUCGAAGCCCCCAUUUCCCCCCAUUUGUUGAGCGGUCGUCGUCCGGCCUGUUCACGGUUUGGUGUCAGUACCUUGUUUUAUGGAUUUGAUACUCCGUGAGGCCUUUCUCAUAUUUUUUGUCGCUUUACACAGCCUCGAGUUUGACUUUAUCGGAUGUAGCUGGCCUCUACGUCUCCCGAACCCGGCCUCGGUAGUCGAUACCGCAAGAGCCGCUUGCAGCCCUGAGACACAACCGCCGUCCGUAGUCCUCUCAUGCUUCGCCUUGUUGCCUACCUCCCGGGCGACGAUCCCGCACUGCAUCCUGCGCGCACCACUUUAGG
Messenger RNA from Stereum hirsutum FP-91666 SS1, 2437 nucleotides. RefSeq lists its product as uncharacterized. The transcript has 4 exons. The coding region runs from base 54 to 2216 and encodes 720 amino acids. Lineage: Eukaryota; Fungi; Basidiomycota; Agaricomycetes; Russulales; Stereaceae. The record is from RefSeq and is a predicted model, not a curated record.